ACACACUAUUAGUCAGUCCCAAAACGUGAGGGUAUUCCACUGAUCUGCCCCUUUCAUUAUAUAUUUAUUUAAUGUUAUAUAACAGCGAGAUUCAAGGCAUAUGCACUUCCGUCUUCCGACUGCCAACAGGGUCUAUCACGAUAGAUAGUAAAGACCCGAGAGACAUCCAGUUCUGAGAAGAACCUGCCAGAUGCAACAGUGAAGCCACACUCCAGUAGUAGUGAUUUUCACAAACACCGAUACAAUCACACACGCAUUAAGGGGCGCAGAAGGUCCGGCCGCCAUGGGGGAGCCCGGCCUGUCGUCCCCGUCCGAGUCCCAGCUUCGGUCAUCCCGCACCACCUCCCUGUCCCUCUCCUUCCCUGCCCUGCGGGAGGGAAACCGAGUGUGGGAACGAGCUCCCCCCAAGCCUGGGGAGCUUCCUAGCCCUUUGCCAACAAAGCGCACCCGCACCUACUCAGCCACGGUGAGGGCCAACAGAGGCCCCGUGUACAAAGGCGUCUGCAAGAACUUCUCCAGGUCACAAGGCCACGGUUUUAUCAGCCCCUCCCACGGUGGCGAGGACAUCUUUGUCCAUAUAUCUGACAUUGAGGGAGAGUAUGUGCCAGCGGAGGGCGAUGAGGUGACGUAUAAGGUCUGCCCCAUACCACCCAAGAACCAGAAGAUCCAAGCUGUGGAGGUGGUCAUCACUCACCUGAACCCGGGGACGAAGCAUGAGACAUGGUCUGGACAGAUAAUCAGCUCCUAGACUCACGUCCUGGCCUGUGCUGUUAAUGUUAAUGGCAAGGAAAUUGAAGGAAAUUGGUGACGUGUGAAAUGACAUCAUAAUGUGUCAUAAAGCUGAGCGGGGGGGUGGGUGCAUAACUACAUUAUGUGAUUAAAUAGAUUCAAAGAGGGCUGGAAAGAAGGAAAAAAGCAACAUGGAGUGCAGAUGAAAACUGAACCCAUGUAAUACAUGUUUUACUGUGAAAGGAAAAUUAGGUCCCUUCCUGAAUUACUAAAUUGCAAAAACAUCGUUACCUGUAUUUAUUUGUGUGUUCACGUUUAUUUAUUUGUUUGUUUACACUAACAAAUGUGAAAGUGAUCUUUAGUUUAGUUGUCUGCAAAUUACAUAUACUUGGGAAAUGUAGUAAAAAGACUGCCUAUAGUGAGCACUGCCCCAAAUGACUACAACUCCCUCGUCUUCAGUUUCAAAUGAUGCAGAAUAGGCAAUAUUGCAUUGCUAUAAUAAUAUUAUGUUUUUAUUCUUUGUAAAUCACUGGAAUUCACAGGGUGUGAAGUGCUAUUAGUUCCCAUCUCAUAUUUUAAUAGAUAAUAGUAACUACAAAUAUUGUGAAAACAUUUUCAAAUGGAAACACAUUUAAACUGCUCAGAUGGCAUGUUUUCCCAUCUUUUUUAUUUUAUGUCUUUGAACUGUCUAUGCAUUUUUUUGUACCUUCCAUUCUGUCCUUAGUUUAAAGGUGAUUUUCACUGGGGAAAAAAUACCAUUGUGACUUCUUGAAUGGGAGACUGUUUUUACCGUUAAAUCAGAGUACCUUCUUUGGGUCAGUCCACUGUGAUGGGUGGUGCAUCAUCAUAAUGAGAAAUAAAUUUUUAUUAUUAUGAGCAGAA
Molecule: messenger RNA, 1611 nt
Organism: Paramormyrops kingsleyae
Lineage: Eukaryota; Metazoa; Chordata; Actinopteri; Osteoglossiformes; Mormyridae
Product: cold shock domain-containing protein C2-like
Biological process (GO): regulation of mRNA stability
Cellular component (GO): cytoplasm
Molecular function (GO): mRNA 3'-UTR binding
Source: RefSeq, a predicted model, not a curated record